AUGAGAUUCACGCAUAAAACGGUUACACAGACUAGCCGGAGAACAUGGUGGAUAAUGAGAUCCACACAUGGAGGCGGUACCGGAGACAUGAAGAAGAGUCACGUUAACGUCAAUGAGACGUUGAUGAUGCUUACCUCGGAGAAAAAUAGAGCACCAGAGGAUGCUUACCUCGGAGAAAAAUGGAGCACAAGUCGGUUGAAGAGUUACCGAAAAAGACGUGGAGAUGUCAAGGACGUUGAUGGUGAUCAAAGGAAAUCACCAAGCAAGAAAAGAGGAUGCUUACCUCAGAGAAAAAUGGAGCACAAAGAGGAUGCGUACCUCGGAGAAAAAUGGAGCACAAGUCGGUUGAAGAGUUAA
Molecule: messenger RNA, 357 nt
Organism: Microthlaspi erraticum
Lineage: Eukaryota; Viridiplantae; Streptophyta; Magnoliopsida; Brassicales; Brassicaceae
Source: the annotation of a GenBank genome assembly